Molecule: messenger RNA, 1089 nt
Organism: Colletotrichum phormii
Lineage: Eukaryota; Fungi; Ascomycota; Sordariomycetes; Glomerellales; Glomerellaceae
Exons: 2
Coding region: 1-1089 (362 amino acids)
Biological process (GO): methylation
Molecular function (GO): methyltransferase activity
Source: RefSeq, a predicted model, not a curated record
AUGGAAGCUUCGACAGCCGAGCCAGCCGAGCCCCGAGAGUGUCGUGAAUCCGACCAAGACUGGGAGAGUCGGGGCAAGCUCAUCCAUGACUACCUCGAGAAGAACUCCCCACAGUUCGUCAAAGUCCGCGACUUGCGCAAGAAGGGAUGGGAGAACCCAGCCGGAGACACCUUCUUCAAGAAGCAGCGCAGUGCUGCCGACAACGCCGACAAUCGCGUAUGCCAGAUAUUCUUCAAGGUGAUGAAGAAGAUCGCCUCUGAGAUCCACACUGCCACCGGCGCUUUUGAUAUCUCCAGAGCGGGCAUUGGCAAGGGUCGCAUUCUCGACAUGUGCAUGGCUCCAGGCGGCUUUCUCGACGUAGCCCUGGACAUGAACUGGAAGUCGCGCGCCAUUGGCUUCAGUCUUCCCCACAAGGAAGGAGGUCACAAGCUUUGUCUCCAAAAAACCCCAUACCUCGAUCAGAGAUGGGUGGACAUCACCAUGUUCGCCGCAGACAUGGGCAAGACCGACAUUCCGUCCGACCAUCCCGAUUUCAGCAAGUUCUACACGGAGUGUCAGCUAACGGCUGAGGACGUGUUCGAACUCGCCUUCUGCGAUGGUCAGGUCCUGCGCACUCAAGACCGGUCCGACUACCGCGACAAGCACAAUUCCGAAUCUCGCAGACUUGCUUCCGCGCAGCUGGCUCUCAGCCUACAGCAUCUACGUCCAGGAGGAACCAUGAUCAUUUUGCUGCAUAAACCCGAGGCGUGGAGGACCAUUCUUCAGCUCCGCUUGUUCAAUAAGUUCUCCAACAUCUUCGUGAAGAAGUCGUGCACGAGUCACAAGAAGCGAUCAUCCUUCUACUUGAUUGCUACCCAUGUCCAGAGCAAGCACCCCGCUGCCAUCGAGGCAAUUGCCUCUUGGAAGAAGACGUGGGAUGAUCUCACAUUCAGCAUGGAGGACGGUGCGAGUGAUACCUUGAGCGAGGAGGAGCCUAGUGUGGAGGAGGUCCUGGAGGACUUUGGUGAGCAGCUUGUGCGUCUAGGUCGGAGUGUUUGGCAUAUACAGGGACAAGCUCUCGAGAAGGCGCCUUUCAUUGAGGGCAAGUAG